AUGACCCGCCGGAGCCUGUGGGACGUGUCGGAGGCCAACGUCGAGGAUGGAGAUAUCCGCAUCAACGUAGGAGGCUUCAAGAGGCGGCUGCGCUCUCACACGCUGCUGCGCUUCCCCGAGACUCGCCUGGGCCGCCUGCUCCUCUGCCACUCGCGCGAGGCCAUUCUGGAGCUCUGCGAUGACUACGACGACGUCCAGCGUGAGUUCUACUUUGACCGCAACCCCGAGCUCUUCCCCUACGUGCUGCAUUUCUACCACACAGGCAAGCUCCACGUCAUGGCAGAGCUGUGCGUCUUCUCCUUCAGCCAGGAGAUUGAGUACUGGGGCAUCAACGAGUUCUUCAUUGACUCGUGCUGUAGCUACAGCUACCACGGCCGCAAAGUGGAGCCAGAGCAGGAGAAGUGGGACGAGCAGAGCGACCAAGAGAGCACGACGUCCUCCUUUGACGAAAUCCUGGCCUUCUACAACGACGCCUCCAAGUUCGAUGGGCAGCCUCUGGGCAACUUCCGCAGGCAGCUGUGGCUGGCGCUGGACAACCCCGGCUACUCGGUUCUGAGCCGGGUCUUCAGCGUCCUGUCCAUCCUGGUGGUGCUGGGGUCCAUCAUCACCAUGUGCCUCAACAGCCUGCCGGACUUCCAAGUCCCCGACAGCCGGGGCAACCCUGGCGAGGACCCCAGGUUCGAAAUUGUGGAGCACUUUGGCAUCGCCUGGUUCACAUUUGAGCUGGUGGCCAGAUUUGCUGUGGCCCCUGACUUCCUCAAGUUUUUCAAGAAUGCCCUAAACCUUAUCGACCUCAUGUCCAUCGUCCCUUUUUAUAUCACUCUGGUGGUGAACCUGGUGGUGGAGAGCACACCUACCUUGGCCAACCUGGGCAGGGUGGCCCAGGUCCUUAGGUUGAUGCGGAUUUUCCGCAUCUUAAAGCUGGCCAGACACUCCACUGGCCUCCGCUCCCUGGGGGCCACCCUAAAAUACAGCUACAAAGAAGUAGGGCUGCUUUUGCUCUACCUGUCUGUCGGGAUUUCCAUCUUCUCGGUGGUGGCCUACACCAUUGAAAAGGAGGAGAACGAGGGCCUGGCCACCAUCCCCGCUUGCUGGUGGUGGGCCACGGUCAGUAUGACCACUGUGGGGUAUGGGGACGUGGUCCCAGGAACCACAGCAGGGAAGCUGACCGCCUCGGCCUGCAUCCUGGCAGGCAUCCUAGUGGUGGUGCUGCCCAUCACCUUGAUCUUCAAUAAGUUCUCCCACUUCUAUCGGCGCCAAAAGCAACUUGAGAGUGCUAUGCGCAGUUGUGACUUUGGAGAUGGAAUGAAGGAGGUCCCUUCAGUCAAUUUAAGGGACUAUUAUGCCCAUAAAGUUAAAUCCCUCAUGGCAAGCCUGACAAACAUGAGCAGGAGUUCACCAAGCGAAUUAAGUUUAAAUGAUUCCCUACAGUAG
Messenger RNA from Pteronotus mesoamericanus, 1434 nucleotides. It is a transcript of the gene KCNS2, whose product is annotated as potassium voltage-gated channel modifier subfamily S member 2. Gene Ontology annotation, cellular component: voltage-gated potassium channel complex; membrane. The record is from RefSeq and is a predicted model, not a curated record. NCBI's taxonomy places the organism in Eukaryota, Metazoa, Chordata, Mammalia, Chiroptera, Mormoopidae. Gene Ontology annotation, biological process: protein homooligomerization; potassium ion transmembrane transport; regulation of delayed rectifier potassium channel activity. The transcript has a single exon. Bases 1 to 1434 code for a protein of 477 amino acids. Gene Ontology annotation, molecular function: protein binding; voltage-gated potassium channel activity.